AUGGUUAAAAAUGUUGUUGAUGUUGUAUUUGGCGGCCUAACUUAUUGGUCAUUUGGCUACGGGCUUAGUUUUGGUGAUGGCGUGUACAGCAAUGCUAUCGUUGGAUGGGGCAAAUUUUUUUUUAAUCCGGUGAGAAACGUUGAUUCGCCACGCUAUGAAGGCUGGGCAUAUGCUAAUUUUCUUUUCCAGUUAAGUUUUGCGACAACUGCAUCGACAAUAGUGCCGUAG
Molecule: messenger RNA, 228 nt
Organism: Gongylonema pulchrum
Lineage: Eukaryota; Metazoa; Nematoda; Chromadorea; Rhabditida; Gongylonematidae
Source: the annotation of a GenBank genome assembly